Homarus americanus (American lobster) is the source of this 2227-nucleotide messenger RNA. RefSeq lists its product as uncharacterized. Gene Ontology annotation, cellular component: synapse; membrane; neuron projection. The coding region runs from base 110 to 2227 and encodes 705 amino acids. Lineage: Eukaryota; Metazoa; Arthropoda; Malacostraca; Decapoda; Nephropidae. The record is from RefSeq and is a predicted model, not a curated record. Gene Ontology annotation, biological process: chloride transmembrane transport; chemical synaptic transmission; nervous system process. The transcript has 5 exons. Gene Ontology annotation, molecular function: transmembrane signaling receptor activity; protein binding; chloride channel activity.
CCUCUAGGGCCUUGUACGUCUUUUAUCAAUCUUCUCUUGCUCUUCUGUAAGUAUAAAAUGGUCAACUGUAAACGGUGUAUAGUCUCUUGGUAAGUGAAAUGCUCCCCUCAUGCCAUAUUGGAUGAUUAAAAGAAAACCUAUACUACAGGUCAACGUCUGGGAUAAACCACUUAGCGCGGAGGAGAUACAGAGCCUUGCAGAGUGUAGGAGCAACCUACAAGGGAACUACGUCGCGUGGGAGGAAGGCUGGAUCCUGCAUAACGUCACCAGCUACGAGGUACCUUUGGCGCAUCUCUGUGACCGUGAUCUGGGUCCAACAUAUUUCUGGUUUCCUGCGGGUCAGUAUCCCUUAGUUCAGUACUUGUGUCCGGCACUGGGGUCUCGCCUACCCAGGACUUUUGGGGAGGCGUUUGCUAUGCUUGAAGUGGGAGAAAGAAAGUUUAAAGAGAGUGACAACUGCUACACGGACUACUGGCUGGAGGUCAACGACAUAGAGGAAGAAGGAGUGUGGAAGGCAGGCGACGACCCAGUGGACAUGAGCACCAUCGGCUGGAGCAGACAAGAACCAAACGGAUUACAAUACGAAAACUGCGCUGCAGUAACUAAAGGAGGAGUAUCUGACAUUGACUGCAGCACAAACACGAAGUGCAUUGCUUGUUUUUUCGAAGAACAACAAAGAUUCUCUCUUCAAGGUACAUGUGAGACAGAACUGCGUAAUUUUUACUUGACAGCAUUCCAGUAUACAACGGGCGAGAUAGACUUUGUAGGCUACGGGGCGUACUACAUCAAGAAAGUAGAAGGGGUAUGGACGUGGACUAACGCGGUCACCAACCAAACAAUUGCUCGCAUGGAAGAAACUAUUCCAAACUUCCCGAUGGGCCGACGGUGGUGGCGACUGAACCAACUGGUGUGUGGCCAGAAACCCGGGGGGCGGCGACGACUCCUGCUCUCACCUUGCCUGCCUGACCAAUUUACCUGUGAUGACGCCACCUGUAUACCUCUCCUUAAUCGCUGUGACCUCAAAUACGACUGUCGUGACAACAGUGAUGAGGUAGAAUGUGAGCUGGUGGCCUUCCCUCAGGACUACCAGAACCACCUACCACCCAGGGCCGGUGGCAGGGGGGAAAAGAGUUUAGCGAUAGUUCUCACCAUAAACGUGGAGUUCUUGUCUGUCAAGACUAUGGGGAUGACCAUGGAAAUAUCGCAUGAGUUCGGCUUAUCCUGGAUAGACAAUAGACUGCUCUACCAAAACCUGAAAGAGGAUAACACAAUGAACAGCCUGCCAGCCGCCACCAUGAUGAAGCUGUGGACGCCGCAGGUGAGCUUCGUCAACACCAAAAACAAUGAGCGCACCCUCAUAGACGCUGAGACUACCAUGGUAGUGCACCGCCGCGCUGAUGCUAUCGGCAGAGACAAAACCGCCCCUGCUGAGGGUAAGCCUUCACUCUUUACACAACAACAAAUGGACAUCUUCUCGGGGGACAAGAACGCUCUGAGCACGAGGAGGAAGUACGGUACAGUGUUCAUGUGUGACCUUGACCUCGCCCUCUACCCCUUCGACGCCCAGGAGUGUUACAUGCGUCUCAGGAUCAGCUCGGCCUCCAAGUCCUUCCUCGAGUUUGACACUAUCGAGUCCUCCGUUAAUUCCACGGCCAACAAACUUCUCCUGGAGUAUGAGGUGGGCGAACUGUUCCUGCAGCACGGAGAGGCGGGGAUGUUCAGCGAGGUGAUGGUUCGGAUCCCACUGACGAGACGCUACGGAUACGCCAUCCUCAACAUCUACAUCCCCACGCUGGUGUUACUCGUCGUUAGCUACGUAACCCUCUUCUUCAGGCCGGCCAUCUUCGACACCAGGAUGAUGUCUGCCUUGACCGUACAGCUGGUGAUUGCUACCUUGUUCUCACAGGUCUCUGCCUCGCUGCCCAAGACGUCCUACUUCAAGAUGGUGGACGUGUGGCUUAUCUUCUGCAUCGGCCUCACCUUCCUCACCAUCAUCUUCCAUGUUCUGGUGGACUACAUGGUGAAUCAGACGAAGGUAGCGGACAAGGAACAACCCGGGAAGGCGUUCGUCAACACCAUCACAGUGUCUCCAGUCGGAAGUGGAGGUGGCUUCGUUAGCUCAAACAGAAAUGGCCAACGGAUGUUGAGGGUGAACACUUUUGAGGGCUUCUUCACAAAUUCUAGAAAUGAAGUGCUGAGUUGUGAUGAUAAUCCGAGACAGUUGUGA